Messenger RNA from Alternaria ethzedia, 1218 nucleotides. RefSeq lists its product as uncharacterized. The transcript has 4 exons. The coding region runs from base 1 to 1218 and encodes 405 amino acids. Lineage: Eukaryota; Fungi; Ascomycota; Dothideomycetes; Pleosporales; Pleosporaceae. The record is from RefSeq and is a predicted model, not a curated record.
AUGUCUGCCAUUCCUACUACGACCCUUACUCGCGUCGGAGCGAAUUCGUACUACAUUCCAUCACGCUUGACGUCAAUACCUCCGGAUUCCCGCGAGUGUAUCUUUGGCAGCGCGCCUGAUCUUAACGACGGACUUGUUCCAAUCACAUUAUUUGUUCUUAAGAACGCGAUGGACGCUUCGCCUCGCAAUCUGCGUUCGACCGUUAAGUCGUGGCUCAAAACAGACGAUGUGUUCAACAAGCAUUUCCUACAGCACGUCUACUUCCUGUGUCUCGCAAACACCAAAUACGACCUGGACAGUUUGGCCAUCAGCAUACCAGAGGAGUGGCAAAAUCGAAGCGUUCACACCGUGGUGGUAAGCUCUGAUGUGCACCUAGUCAGCUUCCGCAGUGGACCAUACUUUGCUUCCAACGUUGGCAUUCGGCAGGCAUGGCGCCUGUUCGACGACACGCACGAAGCUUUUCAGGUUCCGGUAGUGCCUGAUGGACAUAGAGAAAAUACAAUAGCCAUCAAAGACAACAUCGAUCUGAAGGGGGUGCGAACAAGCGCUGGCAGCCGGGCCUACCAGACCUUGUAUCCCGAGAAAAAAUGCAACGCCACGUGCGUUGAAAAGCUCUUGGAGGCAGGGGCAGCGAUAGUGGGCAAGACAAAGACAGUCCAAUUCGCUUCUGGAGAGAAUGCGCGGGAUUGGAUUGACUACUCUGCACCGUUCAACCCUAGGGGCGAUGGGUAUCAAGAACCUAGUGGCAGUAGUACUGGAAGCGCCACAGUUGUGUCAGCAGAACUCGACACUGUCGGCUUCUUCACACGCAGCAUCCAGAUGGCUACCACAAUAUCUCAAACAUUAUGUGCUCGCCAGGUUACCAAGAAACCCCGCGCGGCCGCAAUUGAGCUACUGUACCCCACCGAUAUCUUUUCUGGAUGCCACAACAAGUAUCUAUCCCAUACAGGGCGUUUCAUACGUCAUUUGGAAGACUUCCUGCAGGUCAAGCGAAAGAAGCUCGAUGUGGAUGGCAUAUUCAGGCGGCAAAGCAUGGCUGGUGGGACUUCACUGAAGAAUUAUCUAGAUACCCAGACUGUUGCCCAUAUCCAGCUGUAUGACUGCUACCAGAAUUGCCAAACCUUUGUGCGAGACUACGAGAAGGAGUUUCGCAAGAAGGCAUUUGUUGAUCCUUAUAUCGAGUACAAAUGGUGUGUCAUUAUGUUGGAGAUGAGGUAA